UCUACGCAUAUAUCCGCGCCCGCUUAUAGACGCACAGCGGAUCACUCCUCGUUUCAUUUUUCAUUCUUCGCCGGCUGCCCCCCUUCCCCACUCUAACCUCCUCCUCCCGUAUAUGCUUUCCUUCCCUGCCCUUCCCUUUCCUUCGCCGCAAAGUUUCCUAUUGAGAGAGAGAAUCAGGGGAAGAUGAAGCUGGUGUGGUGUCCGGAGAUGGCGUCCAAGGCUUACAUCGACGGCGUCAGGGCGCUCUCCGGCCGCGACGACCUGGCCGGGUCGGCGGAGGUCGCCGAGCUCGUCGCCGCCAUGGCCGGCGGCUGGAACGCGCAGCUCGUCGUCGAGGCGCCGGACGUGUCGGCGCAGUCGUCCUCCUCGUCUUCCCUGCCGCCCGCCACGAGCCUCGCGCUCGCCGCAGCCGCGCGGCGCACGGGCGGGCGCUACGCCUGCGUGCUCCCGGAGGGCGACUCCGCGGCCGCGGCAGCGGUCUACGCCGGCUUCGUCGGGCCGCAGGAGGAUGCGGCGGGAGCGGAGUCGCCGUCACCGUCGCCGACGGUCGUCGUGGCCAGCGACGCGGACGAGGCGAUGGCGCGGCUAGAGGGCGUGGACCUGCUGGUGAUCGACGCGCGGCGGCGGGACGCGGCGGCCGUGCUGCGGGCGGCCAGACCCGGAGCCAGGGGCAUGGUGGUGCUGCGCCACGGCGACGGUAGGCGGCGCGGCGCCACGGCGCUGGCCGCGGCGUCCAUGGCGGCUGGGACCAGGCUGGUGCGCUCCGUCUACCUGCCCAUCGGCAAGGGCGUCGAGGUCCUGCACGUCGGCGUCGGGAAGGGGCCUAGUCUGCAUAGCCGGGGCGGCCGCAGGGGGACCGGCCGUUGGAUUCGGCACGUCAACCACGACACGGGCGAGGAGCAUGUCUUCCGGCGGCAGUAGUUGAUCCGUCCUUCGAUCUGCAUGCGGCACCGUCUAGGUGCAUGAAAGUCAACAAAAAGUUCGCAAUGCAACAGGCAUGGGUGUUUUUGUUAGAUUCGUUGAAUCUGCCCGCGAUAGUGAUUCGCAUAACAUGGGUGGAAAGUGUGACGAGUCACGAUGUGAAUAGCUAGUGCCUUCUUGAUUUGCUCCUUAAUUUGUGAAUGCUUUAAACCCGUACUGCUGUUCAACAAUUUCUUUUCUGCUGCAAAUAGAUCCUCACGUUGCU
Molecule: messenger RNA, 1186 nt
Organism: Panicum hallii
Lineage: Eukaryota; Viridiplantae; Streptophyta; Magnoliopsida; Poales; Poaceae
Exons: 1
Coding region: 184-921 (245 amino acids)
Source: RefSeq, a predicted model, not a curated record